This is a messenger RNA of Trypanosoma conorhini, 2577 nucleotides long. Its product is annotated as putative guanylate cyclase. The transcript has a single exon. Bases 1 to 2577 code for a protein of 858 amino acids. Lineage: Eukaryota; Euglenozoa; Kinetoplastea; Trypanosomatida; Trypanosomatidae. The record is from RefSeq and is a predicted model, not a curated record.
AUGCUUGUCUCCCAGCGCAUCGCUGCGCUCCGGCGUGUAGAGCUGCAGCUUCGUCGUCUGGUGAAGGAGGAGGCUAUUUGGCGGUCCACUCCUUCCUUGCAUCCUGGCGUGGACGCCAGACCGCGCGCGGAGCUGCGAAGAAGCGCUGGCGUGCAGGACAAGUUGCUCUUUCGUCAAGUGCCGGUGGCCCUCUCUCUGCUGGAACGCAGCCUUCUCCCCGGUGCCCGUCGCAGGAAAGCGUCCGCAGCGAAGGCGGUGGCGCGCCAGGGGCCUCAGCCCCCGAGUACGGGAUUUGCGGGAAUUGCCCCAUCACAAGCACAGUCUCUUGGCGGUGUGGGCGUGGCCCCUUCUUGGAGCGGGAAGGCUGUGGCACAACAGGGAGCCAACUUCCCCGCAUCCACGGCAAUGUCGUCUCAGAAGUGUAUUCUGCGCCGACCAGAAUGCACCCUGCGUUUGCUUUUAUCCUUGCACUUUGUGGAGCAGGAGCGGCGAAAACUUUACCGCCACCACAUGGGUCGGUUGGAGUUGAAGCUGCGAAAUGCUGAGCAGGCGUUACGCGCCCUGCGGAAGAGACGAGAAGACACGUUUACGCUGGAAGCCGCCCGAAAAGCUGUGAGCGAGGCCAAAGCGGAUGUGCUGCUGCUUCAAAGCUCGCUUCUCUCACGUCCAUACAUCUCCGCGAGGUUGUGGCGUGUGUUGUUGCGCGAAGAUGUGUGGGUCGCGGCGGUGCGGGCUUCCAGACUGCCGAAUGAUGGCAGCAAUAACGCCUCCACCACGGCACCGUCGUUGCUUGUGAUGCUUCUGUCGCUCGCCCGUCUCAGCUUCGGCGCCCUGCGGGAUGUUUGCAGGGGUCACGCGCUAAAUGCACGUGCGCCGCGGUUUGUGGCAUCCCUUCCCUCACGGGGGAUGCGGCGCAGGAGCGUGGCCCGAGUGAGUUUGCGGCACGAAAAGGGCCCAACCGCAUCGGACUCCGCGCGGGCACCCGUCAGCCCAACUUCAGACAGCCAAUUUCCGGUGAUGGCGGCGAUGAUGGAAAUGAUGUCGACAGCGGCGGCAGAGGAAGCACCUCUGUCAAACGCUGCCCGCGAGACGGCUGAGGCAACGGUGUCUGCAACCAGCUCUGCGGGUGACGCAGCGACGAAGGUUCCGCAACUGCGGUGGUUGCCGCCCUCAUCCUGCGAUGUCGUCCCGUUGGUGUUAGAGACGCUAGCGAUGUGCUCCCACGUCUUGCCGUCACUGGAGACAACUGCCAUUGUCACCCGUUACGGAGAGGCGAACGAGUUAUUUGAGCUCUUUUCGGUGCUGCAGGCAACCGCGUCUUCCCUCCUGGCGCUGCGCGCCCAUGCGGCGUCAGGGGAGGUCCUUAUGCACCGGACACUACGCCGCCUCGAGGAUGCGAUGCUGAGCUGUGGCGAAGAGGCCAAGUGUGCUCUUCUUGCGCAGUUGACGGCGGAGCCCUCCCUCGGCUUCUCGCCUGUCAAGGCUGCACGACUAUUGCUCGGUCUGGAGUCGAUGAAGCUUCUUCAAACCGGAGAGCAUGCGUCGCAGCAGCUGCUCACGCGGCUUGUGAUGUUCGUAUUUCCACAGUUGUCUACAGGUACACAGAGGGCACUUCUGGAGAAGUCCAGGCAAAACCGACUUUUUGCUUUUGCUACAAGGGGACAACGGGCUAAGCUGUACCGCGGGCACGGCAAACAGGGAAUGGAGUCUGCCCUUUUGAACUCAGUUCGGGCUCGGGCACGUCUACAGCAGCGACAAAUGCAGGCGGCACUUCGGAGCAAGCACCUUGACGCGGUCAAUAGCCGCAGCGUGGGAACACUCGCAGACGAACUUCCUGCACAGACGCUUAUAAUCUUGUUUGAUUUAUUGGUCCGUGCGGCGCGAGAUGCAAAGCGGCAGGGGAUUGAGGCGCAAGGCCGUUUCAUUACAGCAGCACUUUUUGUUCUGGAGAGUGUUUGGGUGGGAGGGGCCCGUGCCUCUUCCAACAGCGGCGACACGAUGCUUCAACCGAGCGACUUACCAGGUCUCCUUCUUACGCUUAGUGUGCUUUGGUCUCUAGUGACAGAGCGGUACCAAAUGACUCGGAGCGCACCCAGCGAUCAGCAUUGUGGCCUGAAUCAGGUUUUUCGCCACCGCCAGCAUCACAGUCGGCAGAGAAGAGAGGUGAGCGACUCCGUGGCCAAGUCAGAGAUGGUGAUGCUGAGGUACGUCACAGAUAUGGUUUUCAGUGCCGUUAAUGCAGCAAUAGCUGAACGAGUGGAACAAGCCGAGUCGGUCGCCGGCUCAAAGAGUGGAAAGGAACUAGCUCGUGCUCUUUCGUUAAAAGACCUCAUGUCUAUCGUUGACGCUCUUUUUGAAUGGGGCAGUAUUUCGUCAUCGAAUCGGGACGCCGCGUCUUUGGGAACAGCCGCCCUUCUAACGAAGCGACUCUUGGUGGCUGAUGUGCAACUGUGGCAGGAGAUGCGUCAGCUGAGCGAAUCACGGCGGGAACAAUUUACGCAAAGACUGAUUGAUGUUUUUCGACGUUUAAACAUGAUGGACACGACCGUCACGCAGGCGUUGGUGUCUGUGUGCUGA